AUGGAUUAUAGAAAUUACAGAAACACAGAAGCAAUUGCUAUAUUUGUUGUUGCAAUGGUUGGAAUAGGUUCUAGUCUCAUCGGAAGUCACUUUGUUCUGUAUCGAACUUUACUGAAGUGGAGAAAAUGUUUAGAAAAAUCUGUAACUCUCCCGAUGAACUAUCGUCUUCCUUUGUACACAGCACUUACCGACAUUUUUAUAUCAACGCUUCAUAUCGCAAAUUUUAUGUAUUUGAUAAUAAACCAUAGAGUAAUAAGAGAUCCUGCGUGCCAAAUUGUUGCUAUUGCUCAAGAUGUCAGUUAUGGAUAUAACAAGUUUCUUUAUAUGAUAAUAGCGAUAGCAACGUAUCUUGAAGUCGCUCGUAGAAUACCUGUAAAUUUUGGCCCAUAUGACUAUAGACUUUUUCUGAUGAUGAAUGUGUUAACGUUUCUAAAUGUUUUUCCAAAAGUCAUGCUUACAAACUAUGGACGACACAAUUAUUGGUGUUCAGAAGACAGUAUAUUUGUGGGCAUCCUUUCGGUAUCGAUCUCAGUUGGAAUUCCAAUAACGACCGCAAUAAUUUGUUUCAUGUGUAUUCGUUUCUCCUUAGCAAAAAGAAGCUUUGCUCGCCUUAAUAACGCUGAUUUAAUAGGAGAUCGCAUGGUGAAAACUGAAGAAGAGAUUAUCAUUAGAAAGAUUCCGAUGAUUGUAUUUACCAUUUGGGUAUGGUUUCAUCAAAAUCGUAAAACUCAAACAUGGAGCUAUGUCUUACUAAUGAUCGGAUUUAGCUGUGGCGGAAUUGGCAAUGCUAUAAACUUUGUUCUGAACGAACGACUAAAAACAACCGAAGUGAAAAUAUCAGAUCCUGAUUUUUCAUUAGAUAUCCUUCACGCCGCCCACACAUCCCCCAUCAAAAUUACUAUUGGUCAUCCUGCAAAUACUUCUAAUCUGCUGGAAUUUAAUCAAGAUAUAGCAGGAUUUCCUACGAAUUUACGAUGA
Molecule: messenger RNA, 978 nt
Organism: Ambispora gerdemannii
Lineage: Eukaryota; Fungi; Glomeromycota; Glomeromycetes; Archaeosporales; Ambisporaceae
Source: the annotation of a GenBank genome assembly